Messenger RNA from Plasmodium yoelii, 2463 nucleotides. RefSeq names its product PIR protein. Lineage: Eukaryota; Apicomplexa; Aconoidasida; Haemosporida; Plasmodiidae. Bases 1 to 2463 code for a protein of 820 amino acids. The transcript is spliced from 3 exons. The record is from RefSeq and is a predicted model, not a curated record.
AUGGACGACGAGACAUGUGAGUUAUUUCUUGAAGCUGAUUCGCUUUUGAAUGGUAGUACUGGCAUACAUAAGAAAAUUAAAAAAUUCCCAGAAUAUCGUAAAUAUUGCCCCAAUAAUAAACCAUGCUCAACUAGGGUUGAAGGUAUUGGUGCUUUGAGCGUGUAUUUUUUUACAGCGUUAAACGAUAAUGAAAGCAAUUAUCAUGAACACUUUAUGAUGUGGUUAGCUCAUAACUUAUUUAAGAUAGCCCAAAACAGAAAAAAUGACAACGCCAGUAAAAUGACUUUAAGUUCGGCUUAUGAAAAAUAUUUAGAGAAAAAUAUGGGUAAUUUUAGACAUUUGAAUCUUUUAAAAAUGGAUUUGAAAGAUGCUAAUCUUAGGGACAUGAGCGAAAUGUAUACUUUACUUAAUUAUAUAUGUAAUACAAUUGCAUAUUAUAAAAAAAAUAAAGAAAAACAUAAGAACCUUUCUCGACAUUCUAUCAAGUGUUUUAAUCAAUAUAGAAACCUUUAUAAGGACUUUUCUGGAAAUGAUUCAUAUCUAUCUCUAUUGCAAAAAUUAAAAAAAAUAUAUGACGAUUUUAGAACUUCUGCUAUUGAGGAGGAUGCUGAUAAAAAAUAUAAUAUAAAAAAUCGUCUUCCAGAACUUACAGAAAUUAAAAAAAAAGAAUCACAUUCUACGAACAAUUUUAAAACAUUAGACUCCAAUGUUCCAGAGUAUAAACCAACAAAUAAAGAUAAUAUCUCGAAUGUUCAAGAUAAAGGAGUAAAAACUAUAACAAUCAUACCAAAGAGUAAAAAUCAAGGGGAGGAUCAAAAAAGUCAAAAGAGCACACUCGAAAAUAAAGAUGAUAAUUUAAAAGUUUCAGACCAUGAACCUCAGCAGAAGCAAGACAUUCAGUUGCCAAAACCUGAAGGUCCUCUAUUAAAAAGUGACAGCGAAUUAAAAGAUGAGGGAAAAUCUGAAGUUCCUCUAUUAAAAGGUGAUAUCGAAUUAAAAGAUGAGGAAAAAACUGAAGAUCUUCCAUUAAAAGGUGAUAGCGAAUUAAAAAAUGAGCCAACAUCCUUAAACCCUGUCAGUAAUGGUAUAGAUAUUCAAGAAAAUCCAAAUGGUCAAGAAAUUUCAAAUACUCAAGAACUUUCAAAUACUCAAGAAAGUCCAGGUACUCCAAAAAGUCCAGAUACUCCAGAAAGUCUAGAUACUCCAGAAAGUUCAGAUACUCCAGAAAGUUCAGAUACUCCAGAAAGUUCAGAUACUUCAGAAAGUCCAGGUACUCCAGAAAGUCCAGGUACUCCAGAAAGUACAGAUACUCCAGAAAGUACAGAUACUCAAAAAAGUCCUGAUAGUGGUCAAAUAAUUCCAAGCAGUGAGUCAGAAAUUAAUCAAGAUAAAUUAGAUAUAUCUCAAAAUCCAAAAGACAAUCACGAUGUUUUUGAUUUGUCAGCUUUAAAAGAAUAUUGGAAUUUAGUUAAAACCUAUAUUGAAGAAUACAGAAAAUUUGUUACUAGUUCACUUAAUGAUAUUCGAAAAAAUAUAUACGAUAAUGUAUGGCCUACUUUAAAUCAGGCUUAUAGUACAUAUGAAGAUUAUUAUAAAAAUUUUAAUAUAAUGGAAUAUUUUAAAGAAGUAAUGCAAGAAAAUGAAACACAAAGAACUGAAACAUUAGAGGAUGAACCACCAAUUAAUGGCCUAGAACCUAGCCCUCCUUUAUCAGAUGUUGAAACCCCAAAUCCCGAAAAAUCAGAUACCGAAAAACCAGAACCACAAAAUCUCUCAACACAAGAUCCCUCAACACAAGAUCCCUCAACACAAGAUCUCUCAACACAAGAUACCCAACCACAAGAUACUCAACCACAAGAUGGUCAAACAGAAGAUGGCAAAAUAGAAGAUGGCCAAACAAAAAUAUCAGAUAUUCAAGGAGAUGAUCAUUCACAAAUAUCAGAUGUUCAAGGAGAUGAUCAUUCACAAAUAUCAGAUGUCCAAGGAAAUGGUCAUUCACAAAUAUCAGAUGUUCAAGGAAAAGAUCAUUCACAAGAGUCACUUCCUACACAAAAACUUGACUCAACAAAUAAUGAACAAGAACAAAUUCCAGAUACUCCAUCUGAGGAACAGCCUCAAUCACCAGACAGUUAUACCAAUGCAUUAGCUAGUCUAAAAAUUGAAACAAAAGGCAUUGGAAUCGAUUUUAAAAAAGGUAUAUUCGAAAAAGGAUUUAUAGGAGAUUUAUUUAAAGAAAAGUUAAUUGUAUAUCCAGUUAUGAUUAUUGCAAUACUCGUUAUUUUAACAGUUAUGUAUAAGGAUUUGGGCGGAGAAAAAAGGAGAAAAAAAAAUAUGAAAAAGAUUAUAAAAUUGUUUGGUGUAAAUAAAACGACAAAAACUGUUAUAAACUCAAAUGAUGGAAAAAAACAAGUGCAAAUAAUUAUAAAUUCAUCUAGUCAAAAAAAUAAACUAAAAAAUCUAUAA